Hordeum vulgare subsp. vulgare (domesticated barley) is the source of this 3067-nucleotide messenger RNA. RefSeq lists its product as uncharacterized. Lineage: Eukaryota; Viridiplantae; Streptophyta; Magnoliopsida; Poales; Poaceae. The coding region runs from base 814 to 1044 and encodes 76 amino acids. The transcript has a single exon. The record is from RefSeq and is a predicted model, not a curated record.
GCAAAUUUGCCCCUUUUGAUGAUUUUGUUCAUCGGACUUUUCCUUUUAAAUCCUAUAAGUAGCUUGACAAACUGAUGACCUUCUAUAUAUAUGCUAAAGGAGCCAAAAUACAGUGUUAAUUCAAAGUUGUUUCAUUUUGGUGUCCUGCUGCUGCCUUACACAGAAUACAAUCGACUUGCCCCGGGUCUAUUUCUAUGGGGAAAGGGGUUAUCAUGAUCAAACUUUUUGAGAAGAUUUUGAAAAAAAAAACUAGUUCUAACUUGUGGUGCAUGAUCAUGAUAAUUAGCGGAGACACAUGGGCAGAUUAUAAAAAUGUUUACACAGAGAGAUUCGAACGUACGUAGGUAGUAGAAUGGGUCGAGCGAUACGUAUAUUUUCUCUCUAGGAGGGAUCGAGCUCAAAACUACUUUUCCUUGCAAAGACUUUCUUAGUGUUUUACCAACCACAAUAUCGUGUACGACCGUGCUUUAGCAUCUUAUCACAUCCUGUAAUCCGGACGGUUCGAUCCCUAUCUUGAUCGGGUCGCAGAAAUCCGGUCCGUCCGGUCUCUAUCUCCCUGAUAGGGCGCCUUUAGUGGUCGAGAACCUGAAGAACCCUAACCACCAGACUAGGGCUAGCUCUUUCCUGCGCUCACACAGACACGCGCAAGCCACCAUGCCAUGCCAUGCAAGGCUUCUCCAGCCUAUAAAUAGAGGGUGGCCUCUUCUCACAUUCCUUGAGCACAAGCCAGACAGCCACUCUCCAACCACUGAUUAGCUAGCUAGCUAAUCAUCACAUACACUAAACUUAAUUAACAAGAGGUAGCACCAGUAUAUGGGAAGGAGGUCGUCGUUCUUCUGCGCCAUAUUCAGCUUCUCACGGAGGUCGAGGCGGUACGCCUACGUCGACGACGAGGAUAGCGACUGGGAGCAGCCGCCGGCGCUGGGGCUGCACAAGGUCAGGUCCAGCGACGAGGACUCCGGGUGGUGGGUCGGCGAGCGCGACGUCGACCAGAAGGCUGCCGACUUCAUCGCCAGCUUCCACCAGAGGAGCCUCGUGGCCUGAACACCAGCUGCCGCCACCUAUACAUGUACGCACAUGCCCAUCUAGGGAGUACGUCCAGGUUAUUGCAUACAGGAAAUAAGAUCGAUCUGUCGGGAGCUAGCGCGUAUGUGCCUAGCUAGCUUCCCGAUGAGCUGGUAUUAAGUAGACAUAUCAACUGUGUUGGUAUGCUAUGUUAUAUCUUUGGUGUGCACUGUGUGUAACUACGUAGUAGUACGUUCAUAAGUGGUGUGUCGAAUAAUUGCAGCACAAGAGAUGAUAAGGAAUUUAAUGAAACCAUGUAUGUUUCUAUAGCACAAGCUGCUCUCGCUUGUAUACAUAUAUGGACAACUGGAAAUGCGGAAGUCCAGUGGUUGCUCAGUUUCCUUUCACGUAUGUGUAGAUCGACACACACAUACACGUGCGUGCUUGUGCGUGCUGAGGACAUGGACACGUGUGUGCUAAAUCAGUCAUGCAUGCCUCCACGGAAGAGAGCAAUACAAUUGUUGGUUGCAGUCUGCAAAAGUGUAUGUUGUAGAUUUAUCACUGAAAACAUGUUAAUUCACAUACCACACAGCAAUUGCCAUCUUUGCAGAAGUGUCAACUGCAAUGCUAUCCGAAAAAUAAAGUAAUUGUAAUGCACUCUUUGCAACGAUAAAUACGCCAUUGUCCCAAGAUUUUGUUAUCAACAGCUAGGAGAAAUAUGAAUUCACAUCCAUGUACACUGUAGAUUCUUUUUUUGAGAAUAUAUGUACACCGUAGAUUAUCAUGCUUCAGGCGUAUGUCAGGGUAAGCAAAAACAUAAAAUGGUAUAGCAAGGGAUUUGGCAGCAAUACAACGUCCCAUUAUCCAAAAAAACGGCUAUGGAAGCUGUUAUUUCGUUUAUCUGGAGUCCUGGACUUCAGAGGACCUAUUUAUUGAUGCUUACUUGGGAAAUCAACUUUUAAAUUAAUCCGCGGGUUGUAUAUAUCGACACUUUAUCAACAAUAAACUUAUCCUUUCAAUGAUCCUUUCUUUAUGCGGGCAAAUAUUACAAUGGACUAAUUGAAGUAUGUGUAGAUUAUUCACUCAUUUGGUUUGUCAUGACACCCAUGAUGAUAUUGAAAUUUAGAGAUUCUCAUUUUGAAAUACGGCUGUCAUGUGUUCUGAGGAAAUGGUUUUUUUGUGUGUGUGCAUUAGAGGUUAGGUAUUGUGUAGAGAUCUGGAGGUUUCCAGAUCCUGUCCAAUGCUAAGUGCAUGUUGUAGGUUUGGUUGAGCCUAUCACUGAGGAUGGUAUGCACUAUGAUUCUUGUCUGUACCUAAAGUUUUUGACAGAGUUGGUGCAUGCAACACAAACUGAUUAAAGAAUUGUUUGAUAUGUCAAAGUUAAUUAUUCUUUAUUCUCAUAGUAGUGCACAUCUCUUAUUUAUCUUAAAUGUCCACCUGUAAUUCUGUUCAUAUUGAGAUAUUGUGAGGCAUCGCAGAUUGCACCAUCCUAAUAUUUUGUCAACCGAGACAUUGCAAGUUUGCAACAAAUCAAAUGUUCCUGCAACUUUUAUACUGAUAGGGCAACUAAUAAUGUUUCAGUCUCUUUCCUUAAAAGAAGUCAUGAUAUUUCAUCUGAUCGAAUCCUAUUGAAAUUAGUGAAUUUCACAGAACUACAGGUUUAUUGUACAGACCAUCCGAAAACUAGAGGUUUUGAGUAGUCUCAUAGAACUAGAGACCUACGGACCAAUUAUAUAUCACGAAUCUACAGAUUUAGAGCCAUUUCACACUACAAUGUUAGGGUCAAUAAUAUUACAAAACCCGGCCCACAUGGCAUAAUUCAAUAGUUGCUACUAUAUCUAUAAUUCUGUGAUAUGAUUGAUCACAAAUUCUGUGGUCCUGUGAAAAUAUCUUUGGUAUUGUUGUAUUUUGUACAUUAAAUAUCUGCUCUGUUGAAAUUGCAAUGUAAUUGUUGUUCCUUUUGUUUCUCUUUUGCAGAUCCACAGAAGAGAUAAGCAUCAACUGACAUGACAUCAAAAUCGUCCAUGAACAAGGGGACCUGCUGGGUACGAUUGCAAGGCAG